GUUGGAGGGAAAGUCUUACCACAGAGUUGCUGUACCCUGUGGCUUUCUGGAAACUCAUAGCUCUCUCAGAGAGUGUAGAAGUUGCCAAAAUGGAGAGACUUAGAACCCGGGAUUUUUAUGAACGGGAUGAAGUUCAGAAGAAAACAUUCACCAAAUGGGUCAAUCAGAACUUAAGAAAGGUGAACAAGAAAAUCAGUGACCUAUACAAAGAUUUUCGGGACGGCCAUAAUCUUAUCUCCCUACUAGAAGCUUUAUCAGGAGAGAAAAUUCCUCGUGAGCGUGGAAGACUACGUGUCCAUCGCCUGCAGAAUGUUGGGAAUGCGCUCAAGUUUCUGCAACAAAAGAAGGUUAUGUUAGUCAACAUCAGGAGUGAUGAAAUCGUCAAUGGCAACCCGAAGCUUACGCUAGGCCUUGUGUGGACUAUCAUCCUACAUUUUCAGAUCUCUGACAUUGUUGUUGAGAGCCAUGUGGGUGAACAAGUCCAGGCUAAGGAUGGCCUAAUGUUUUGGGCAAAGUGUGUGACCGAAGGCUAUCCUGGAGUAACUAUCAAUAACUUCGGUCAAAGUUGGCGCGAUGGCUUAGCAUUUAAUGCUGUCCUUCACAGAAACAGACCUGAUCUUAUAGACUUUAAAAGCCUAAAUCCAAGAAAUCAUCGAGGUAAUCUGGAAAAUGCCUUUUCAGUUGCCGAGACUGUUGGUGUACCCCGCUUGCUUGAUCCUGAAGAUGUGGAUGUUGCCAGUCCAGAUGAAAAGUCCAUCUUGAUGUAUGUAUCCUCGCUCUAUGAUGUCUUCCCAAAAGUCCCCCCACCCCCAGUCCAGCAGGCUACGGUCACCACGCACACAUCCUCAGAACAACAUUCUUCGGCAACAGUUACUGCAACUGGGCCAGUAUGGGAAGCCUACCAACAAGAAGCUAGGACCCUCAUGGACUGGAUUCAAAAGACUACAAUGAAAAUGGAUGACAGAAGCUUUGAUCAACAUGCUGAUAUCAAGAAGUUACAAUCAGAACUUACACAGCUCCGCUCGCAAGAUGUCCCCGCUAAGCUUGCUGAGCUGCGUAAAACUGUUGCUAAGUACCACAAACUGGACACUGAGCUCCAUAAGACAGGGCAGAUGCGUCCCCCAUCUGUCGUGCAUGCACGGGAGUUAGAGUCAGCGUGGGAAAAACUUAUUACAGCGGAACAACAAAGAGAGACUGCUCUUCAAGUGCUUUUAUCAAAGAGUCGCCAUUUAUCUGAACUUGGCCAGAAGAUCUCGGACCAAAUUCAGACUGUGAACUCUGAUCUUGACAGCGUUGAUACUCAAAUUAAAGAAGUUAAGGGCAAUUCCGGAAGAAUGACUGCUGCUGAUAUCAAGAACAACAUUGAUGUGAUCGAAGGAAAUCUAAUGACCUGUAAAAAUAACAUCCGUACUCUAUUUAGCAAUGUGCAGCAACUGAAGGAGGGUCAAUAUGAGGGAUGGAAAGAUCUCUUGAAACGAGUUGAAGAUCUUGAAAAACGAGUGUCUUCCAUCGAAACAUACAAGAUCACGGGUCAGGCAAAUGUUGUGACACAAACAGUAACCAUUCAAAUUGACCCUAAACUUCUAGCGCCAAUCAGUGAGCAUAUCAACUGGGUCCAGAACAAGUCUGCUGAAAUUUCAAAAACAUCUUAUGGAACAGACUUAACAAGUAUUCAGAAUGCGCUAUCCAAGGCACGCUUUGAUGAGAAAGCAAUAAAAGCCUACAAAAGCAACGUUGAUCGUUGUCGGCAUAAUUGCAACAUGUUAAAGGGUGCCGAACGUGAGCAUUACUCUGAGCUUGUGGUAAAACUUGAGGAAGCUUUCAAACAGCUGGUUGAUAUUGCCAAUAAACGCUGCCGUGAUGCUGAAGUGCUUCAGCAAUUCGUCGAGGAUGCAACAGAAGAAUUGAUGUGGUUGGAUGGGAAAGAAGAUCAAGAGGCAGCUCGCGAUUGGAGCGCAAAGAAUUUGGAUGUAGAAGAACUAGAGAAACACCACAUGAGUCUCCUCCGUGAGAUUGAAACUAGAGAAAAACCAUUUAAUGCCAUUCUUGAAAGAGGUCAGAAGUAUGUUUUGAAUCAUCAUCCUGGAUCCGAAACGAUGAGGGCCUACAUGACAACGAUGCAGUCUCAAUGGUCAUGGUUGAUUCAGCUGUCAGCCUCCAUGGAAACACAGCUGAAAUAUGCUGCUGAAUACCAUCAGUUUUUUAAUGAUGCGAGAAAUUGUGAACAGAGAAUGAUACAAUUUAAGGAGGAAUUAAAUUCCAGAUAUAGUCCAGUGGAAGCAACCGUAGAGGAAAUAAAUCAUCUUCUCCUCGAGAUGGAGGAUAUGAAAGACAAGAUAUUACAACUGAAAUCCGUCCUUGAGGAUCUCGCUAAGAGUAGCCACGAAGUGGUGCCAUUGAAGCAACGUAGACAACCGCUAACUGGGCGCAUGACAGUAUAUGCCAUAUGCAAUUAUACUGGCAUUGAUAUGUCAGUUUCAAGCGGUGAGGAGUGUGUCCUCUUAGACAAUUCUGACCGGCUGAAGUGGAGGGUGAUAAACACAGUUGGACGUGAGGGCACUGUACCCGGCAUUGUAUUCAUGAUUCCGCCUCCUUAUGAAGGAGCAAUUAGAUUAGCCAAAAGACUUGAAGUGCAAUUUCAAGAAAGUUUGACAUUAUGGAGUACUACAAAUACUAAGCUGAAUCAGCUACUGAAGAGGCAACAAAUAAUGCAAGAUGUAGAAACAGUCAAACAUAUGACUUUACAUGAAUAUGAGAAUACCAGUAUGCAGCGAAGGGUUGAAAUGACGUAUGUGAUGAAUGGCAACACACAGCACCUGAAACAUGAAACAUCCACAGUCUCUAAAAAUGGUGAUGCCGGACAAGACUUCAUCACGUCAGAGCUUCUGAGAGAAGUUGAGGGCUGCAAUUUGUUGAUAGAUGAAAUGGCAGCAAGAACAAAUGCACAGGACAAACCUAAAGUAGAAGAAACAAUCACAUCAUCUACUGUCACAGUUGAACAGAGCUCAGUCCAAUCUAUGCACAGGAAAACAGUUUUGUUUCAAGUUACACAAUCCCAUGCAUCAUCAGAGUCUCCUGAUUCUAAAUUCAAUAUUGCUGAUAGUAUAGCGCACUCCAAUGGUUCCCUUGAUCUAUGUGAUCAAGAGGUGCAAGAUAUUACUGCCCACAUCCAGCAAGGAGAAGAAUUAGACAAUUCAAAUGUAACCUUUAACCCGGAAGAUGUUGAUAAUGACCUCGAGAAUGAGCUUGACAGUCUCAGCAAUCUGCUUGAUGAAAUGUGCUCGGAAGGUGCUAAGAGGUUAGAUCCUUACACCUUGAAUGAGGAUAUUACUAAGUUCUUGAAAAAACUUCAGGAACUUCAAGAGAAAUUAUCUCAGGAACUACAAACAGUGAAACUUCCAGCAGACCAAGAAACUAUGAUGGGUAUGCAAGACAAUGUUACGACAUUCCAUUCCAACCUUGCCAGUCUGCAACCCCGAUAUGACCGUCUACGUCUUAACUUGGAAGAGGCUUUAAAGAAAGAAGACCAACCAGAAACUAAAGACCAACUGGUGGUUCUUCUGGACACCUGGGAAAAACUCUACAGCAUGUCCAGUGCUGCUGCAGAGAGAAUCAGUGAGAUAAGUGUGGUGCAGGCUAGCCUAGGUCGAGCACGUGAAGUAGUUGAGAACUGUGAACAUUCAUUACUAGACCAGGAUGGUAUGUCUGCUGACCUUGAUAAAAUACAAGUCCAGUACGAUACCCUACAGGAGCUACAGCGAACACUGCCACCAUUUCAGGUUGUCAUAGACCAACUUGUGAAAAGUACUAUCAAGGUGAGGCGGCUAUCCCAGAGGGCUCCCUUGCCUGAUGACCACACUCUUCAGAAGGAUGUUAAUGAGGUUAAACUUCGUUGGGAUGAUGUUUGUGUUCAGACCCAUGAAAGGUUGAUGAGGCUGGACCUAGCAAGUGAUAAACUACAGGAGAUGACUGAGUACCUUACCAGGGAAAGUAAUUGGAUAUCAGAGGCGGCAGUUACUCUGCUAAAGUUUGAGAUCAUUGACCAUGACAUACUGACCGUGCAGCAGCAGUACCAUGCUGCCAGGCUAUUCAAUGCAGAGGUUGAGAACCGCUGGCCUAAAGUUGAAGACGUGCUAAAAAAAGGCAGUUCAUUUAUUGAUGAAGUCAAUGUUUAUGAUGCAGCUCAAGAUAGCUAUGCUAAACAACUUGAAGAGUUUCACGACUUGACAGCAACAAAGCGCCCACGAAUUGAAUCUGGAGCUGAGGUGGUGCAAAAGGAACUUGAAAUCUUCAAAACACGUUACGAAGAACUGUCUAUGAAUGUUACCGAGAAAAUCGAAGUCAUCGACUCCGUGGGGAAACAACUCAAUGCAGAGUAUGAUCGAGAGUAUCGUACCAUAUGUCAGGUUGUUAGUGACAAGAGCUACUGGGUGACAAUCACACAGCAGAAGCUUAAGACUCUGGAACCAAUCAGCAGUGAUCUACAAACUCUUACAUUCCAAAAAGAUAAACUCAAGUCUUUCACUGAGGAUAUUUCAUACCAUGAAGUGCCAAUUUCUGAGACUACAUUGAGGGUUGAAAAAUUUAUUAAGUUGAAUCAAGAUAAACACAUGAAACCUGAACAGCAAAAAGAAAUAAAGGAGAAGAUCAAAGGGCUUCAAGAUGGCUACCGAUCUGUUGUUUCCCUGGCAAAUGACAGGAUGCAGAAAAUUGAAGACGCUCAUCAGCAUUUGAUGGCUGAAAAGAAAGAAUUGAGCUUAGUUGAUAAUAACUUCCAAGAGGUUUAUGCUGCUGGACAUCUUCUUCUCAAGUGGCUGUCAGAUACUGAGCAUGCUAUGGGCUCCCAUCAACCACAAAGUGAACAGGUCCAGCCCCUCAAUGAACAGCUAAACAAGAUGAAGGCUUUGAAAGAUGACAUUAAUGCUCAUGAAAAACCAAUCAAAUCCUCGGUUGAUAACAUACAGAAGUUUAUGAACACUAGUGGUCAGAAGAUAACACGUGAGAACCAUGGUGCUCUGCACGAUCUCCAAAAACAGUUGUACAGUCGCUUUGAUGUGCUCCAGAACCAAGCUGAUGAACGAGUUCAGCAUUUGACAUCUGCCUUAGAUUACCUCCGCAACUUUGAUCAUGACUUAGCCAAGUUUGAACACUGGCUUGGAAAGACGUCACAUGAUAUCGACGGGUUGGUUAGUGAUGCUGGUCGUGACAUUAGUGUUUUAAAACGACAGCAGACACAGCUACAGGGGAUCGCCUCUGACAUGAAUGUACGCAAAUCCCAUCUGGCCAUAGUGCAAGAUACCGGACAACGUUUUAUUGAAGACUCAAAGGUCUACAAACAAAUGUUGUACGAUUUCCGUAAUACUGCCCUUCCAAGUCAAUUCAACCGAAUGUUCAGCGAGGCACCAGAUGCUACUGGUAUUCAAGAUCGUCUUGUCCAACUGGACAACGACUUCACUCAGGUGGAACAAAAGUGUGGUAAUGCUUCCAAGAGACUGGAUUUCUUGAUCACAAAACAUCAAUAUUACAAUAAAUCACUUGAAUCUGCUAUGAGGUGGUUGGAUGCAACAGAGAAAGCAAUGUCUAAGCUUAUGCAAGAGCCUAUAGCAGCAGAGACUCAAACCGUUCAAGAGCAGACUGAGAAAUUCAAGGCAUUCAAUGAUGAUGUCAUCAAACACUCUAAAGAUAUCGAAGACCUAAAAGAUACCGGGAGAGAACUCUCUGAUGCCCAGCCAGAGGUCAAAUCUGAUGUCCAAAAGACAGUUGGUAUGAACAUCGGCUUUAGGAUAAUGGCACUUGUGUAUCCUAAUGAAACAAACUUUUAG
Messenger RNA from Anneissia japonica, 5822 nucleotides. Its product is annotated as microtubule-actin cross-linking factor 1-like. Bases 90 to 5822 code for a protein of 1910 amino acids. Gene Ontology annotation, cellular component: intermediate filament; membrane; cytoplasm. The transcript has 37 exons. Gene Ontology annotation, molecular function: protein binding; structural molecule activity. The record is from RefSeq and is a predicted model, not a curated record. Gene Ontology annotation, biological process: intermediate filament cytoskeleton organization; wound healing. Lineage: Eukaryota; Metazoa; Echinodermata; Crinoidea; Comatulida; Comatulidae.